AUGACCAUUAUCCCUACCACACCUGAUAGUCAAUACGAUACUGUUGCUCUACUGCCGUUGGUUGGUUGGUUGGAAGUUAGCGCGUUUUGGGAGCCUCCGCGAAAGCUCAUUCCGAAUCUGAACACGGCGCGAAACGGAAGCUUGCGCGAAAAGCACGCGCUGCGAACAUUCCCGUGGGGGCGAUUUUUCCAUAUUAGUCAAAACAGUAAAGUGAAGAUGAAAAUAGUGGUGUUACUCUUUGGCAUCAUUGUGACGACGGUUGUGGCUGUUCCAUGUCCAGAGCAGGCUCGACCACACGCGACCCGCUGUGAUCAGUACUUCCGCUGCGUGUUGUUACCCUCCAAAACUCACGUCUGGGUACCAACGCAGUGUGGAAAAGGACUUAUCUUCGAGCCGCAACUGAAAACCUGUGUUUUGCCUGGUGAUAACUGGGAGUGCAACCUUUCGAGUGAGACGGGCUACGAGAGCGGCGAGAAUGUUUAUGGUAUCAAUAAUUUGCCGGCCCUAUACACCGACUCCACCACCGAUCCAAUUAUAUCGACAACCACUCAGAUGGCCAAAAAUGUCACAAUUCGUGACCAUCCGGGUUAUUCGAAGCCGGAUAGCUUCACGGACCGGCCAGUAAACCUUCCCACCGUCAGUGGGGACAAUAAAGGUUAUUAUAUUGUAUUGGAUCGCGAUGGAAACAAGCGGAUCACCUACUAUCACACACCAGCGCCCAGCCGGGAUGAGGAUGAAGAAUCUAGCGGAGAUGGGCCCGAUAUGCCGACCACCGCGACCUACGAUACUCGUCCAUCCACGUCGUCAGGCUCUAGCGAAACAACAGAUUUAACACCAAACGAAUUGAACUCAUUUCUGGCGGAUUACACUUUUAAAACAACUAGCGAAUUUCCGUCCAAAUUGGAGACGAAACUCCCACUGCCAGCGAAUGGUCGAAUCCAUCCCGAGCAUUUGUCCGUCAUAUUGAGUCAGCAGGAGAAACUGAAAAAGAUUGCCUCCCAGAUGAAGCUAAAGGCCGAUCCGACCGGUGGAGUUGGUGAUAAAUCUCCUUUCUCGCACCAACCAGUGUAUACGAGUCGCCCAAAAGAUUCGUACCUGAUUAAUUUACCCCAAAAAGUGCCGCAAGCCGCCGCCUAUCCCAACUCAGCUCUUCUUUCGGACGACGUGAUACAGAGUAUAAUUAAAAUCUCCAAACAGAUGAUGACGAAUCACGACGCUUCGUUGGAGGAAUUUUACAUGAAGCCAGUUUUCAUACCGAUCUCAAUCACUUCUGGAUCGCAGGACUACUCCAAGUUCCCAUCGAAACCAGGUCAGGCCCCGGUCUACGACACCGUACCAGAGCAGGUAGUAACCAGUCGUCCACAGUACCACAACAACUAUCAGCAGCUAACGGAAGACGUCGUCCAUAUCGGUAAUCGUUUCCCACCGCGACCCAUCUCAAACGACCAGGUGUAUCCGCACCAUCAGCAGAUAAUGUCAGCAAUGCCAGCGAUGAAUUACCCGAUGUACAACCAACAGAAUUAUCCAAAUUCAAACCAAAUGAUGAACCAACAGGGCUACUACAAUCCGACACUUCUGAUGAAUCAGCUCAGACAAACACUUUCCUAUAACAAUGGCGAAGUGUCAACGAGUCAGAAUGCUAUUUCCGAGGAGCAGGACGACAACUCUGAAGAACUUCCGGAAAAAGAAAUGGACUCAUACCUCAACUUUGGCUCGAAUGAGGAAACUGAGGAUGAAAGCAAUACUCGGCCAGACAUGAAGAAGUUGAUCUCCGUUGGUGGGGCAACUCUCAACUACGAAGAUUACAAAGACAGCAUUCUUCCCCUGCUCGACGCCAAUCCUGAUGAAGUCCGCAUUUCUAUCCUUACCUGCACUCUCGGAUCACGGCAACCAAACAAGACGGACUGCACGAAAUACUACGUGUGCAAUCCUAACAAUGGAGCGUUCCAAUCCUUCUCGUGUCCAUCUUACACCGCAUUCAAUGAGAACACCCGAAUUUGCGACACCGCCACCUACAAAGCAUGCCAUGCCACCAAGAGAACCACUCCAAAGCCAACCGCCUUAACCAGACUAGCGGAGCAAAAGCUCAAGAAUCAUCUAACGACGGAGACGUCUCAGCUCAAGCACGACUUGAAGGAGGCCCAAAAGUAUGUCGACUUGAUCAAGAGGGAGGCGUACAAAAUUCUCAGCCGAAACAAGAUGACCUCCGAAAGGCACGAUGCUGAAGUCACCACAUCGGGGAUAACCAGUCCUGCGCUGAGCAGCAUUACCACUCCCUUUGUCACCAGCACCUCGGAGCUGAUAUCAUCUACGAAGCGAACGAGCAACAAGCCGAAGCGCAAGAGUGGUUCCAAAAAGCGAAACAAGAACAAAACCACAACCACUGGCAAGCCGGUGCCGCCCGAUAUGGCCAAUUCGACGACCACUCCGAAGCCGGUUCCCAGGGCACCGAAGUGCAAGCAGAACGGAAAGAUGGCCGAUCCGGCCGUGCGGCGGAACUAUUACGUGUGCUACAAAGCUAGCCCCAAGAAGUUCAUCAAAACGCGGAUGGCCUGUCCGAAUGCGCUGGUUUACUGCCCGAGCACGGAGUAUUGCGUUCACGAGAAGGACUGCAAGAAGUGA
Molecule: messenger RNA, 2622 nt
Organism: Toxorhynchites rutilus septentrionalis
Lineage: Eukaryota; Metazoa; Arthropoda; Insecta; Diptera; Culicidae
Exons: 4
Coding region: 1-2622 (873 amino acids)
Cellular component (GO): extracellular region
Molecular function (GO): chitin binding
Source: RefSeq, a predicted model, not a curated record